CGGUGUUAUAACAGUAAACAUCAAGUGGUACUGUUCUGUAUCUUCAUUUAAGAUACUUAUAAAAUUAAAUAUUUUUACGCUUAAAUAAAUCUUUAGAAAUGGCUGCUCCUCCUCCUCCUACACCUUACAGGUUUUCCAGUGAUGAAAUGAGAGUACUUCAGGAGUGCAAUAGAGAAUCUUUUUAUCAAAGAUGUUUACCUCUUAGUACACUCUUUGGUGUUGGCACUUACCUGGGUGUAAAUUCAGGUUAUUUGAAGCCUAAUCCCAGAUUUGGUGCUGUGCCAAAAGUAAUUGGUGCUGUUAUUGCUGGCUAUUUGGUGGGAAAAGUAUCUUACCAAGGAAAAUGUGCAGAAAAACUAAUGGCCCUGCCUGACAGUAAAAUUGGUGCCUUACUCAGAAACCGCCGUUAUGGCGGUUCUUCCCAGAAUUCAUUAACACUGGAAGAUCAUGACCUUGAAAAAGUUUUAACCAAUAUCCCUGAGUCAGAGAAGCUUUCAGAUAUAUCAAAUAAAGGCCUCAUGGAUUUAGAUACUGAUAGACCUCUCUCAUCUGGGUUUGAUGAUUUCAGACCUAAUUUAGAUGAUGUUCAAAUGGAAGAUAGUAUUCCCUCUCCUGACCGAAUGAGAAGUACUAGUUAUGAUGAAUUAAGAAGGAGAAACCGGGAGGAAUAUGAACAAAAGAGGACCAAGCCUUAUAGAGGUGUGGUUACUCCAGAAGAAGUGCCGACUGUCCUUAACCCUUCAGAUAUGUCGCCAAUCGAUACAUCAUCAAAUCCUUCCAACAUUUAUGGGGAUAGGUGGGAAAAGUAGGGUUUUAAAAAAUGGAAAUUUUAAUAAAUGUGUAAAAAAAUAAUGUAAUGUUUAUGUAGAAUAGUUAUUAUAUUUGGUCAUUGUUGUCAAAAAUGGAUAAUACAGUUGUUAUUUAAUUUUU
Messenger RNA from Nezara viridula (southern green stink bug), 930 nucleotides. NCBI's taxonomy places the organism in Eukaryota, Metazoa, Arthropoda, Insecta, Hemiptera, Pentatomidae. The record is from the annotation of a GenBank genome assembly.